AUUUUUUGAGAUGGAGUCUUGCUGUGUCACCCAGGCUGGACUGCAGUCGUGUGAUCUCAUCCCACUGUAACCUCCACCUCCCAGGUUCAAGUGAUUUUAACUGCCUCAGCCUCCCAAGUAGCUGGGAUUACAGACACGCUCCACCACGCCUGGCUACUUUUUUUGUAUUUUUAGUAGACAUGGAGUUUCACCAUGUUGGCCAGGGUGUUCUAGAACUCCUGCCCUCGGGUAAUCUGCCUACCUUGCACCUCCCACAUUGUUAAGAUUACAGGCAUGAGCCACCGCACCAGGCCACAUCCCUCAUUUAGCUCACCUUUAUGGCCUGUGCAGAUGGCAGACUGAUCUUGGAAAUGACUGGUUAUCUUACACUGAAACAAAUAAUGACUCUAUUAGCAGCUGCUAUUUAUUUAUUUAGAGACAGAGUCUCAUGCUGUCACCCAGGCUGGGUUACUAGGACAUUGAGAAAUAUUAAGCAGAGGAGGACAUGUAUCCUUCAAAAGCUGUAGGCAGGGCCAGGUGUGGUGGCUCACGCCUGUAAUCCCAGCACUUUGGGAGGCCAAGGUGGGUGGAUCACCUGAGGUCAGGAGUUCAAGACCAGCCUGGACAAAUGCUUUUUCCCCCUCCAUAUCAAUAUGUAAGGACAAACAGAAAUAGUUUGCUUUUACUUAUUAGACCAAUGGCACCCCUCAUUAGACCAGUGGUUCCCCUUAUUAGACAAAUGAAGCUCCUUUGGUCUGAGGCAACGAUCUUGCCUCACAGUUACAUGGACUCACCUGUACUCUGCCAUAUGGAGUCUGCAAAAACCCUGACCCUUUUUAUGUUCCACACGUCACGCUGGUCCACUGCAUCGAUGACAUUAUACUGAUGGUAUCUGAUCUUAUGAGUAGGAAAUAGUUGUACUUUAGAUGCUUUAGUAAUCACCAUGCAAAUCAGAGAGUAGGAGAUAAGUCCCAUCAAAAUUUACGGGCAUGCCACCUCAGUGAAGUUUCCAGGGGACUAAUGGUCUGGAGCAUGUCUGGAUAGCCCCUCCAAAAUGAAGGAUAAGGUGCUGUACCUAGAACCACCUACCACUGAAAAAUAAUGCCUGGUGGAUCUUUCUGGAUUUAGAAGCCAACGUACACUUUAUUUAUUUGUGCUACUUUGACCUUUUGCCAAGCAAGGCAGAGAUGCUACCUGCUUUAAUUGAGGACCAGAAUAAGAGACUGUUCUGCAGUAAUUCCAUGCUACAGGGCAAACUGCUCUUCCACUUCAGCCUAAUAACUCAGCAUAUCUGAUAGUGCUUGGUGUGUCUGUGGCAGAUAUCACUGCUGCCUGACCCCUGUGGUUAGAAUCAGCAAGAUAACUGAGUACAGGUCUCUAAGGAUUUGAAACAUACCCACGUCCUCUUGUAGACAGUCCCUUUUAACAUUUAAUCAUGGGACAUCAAGUAACCACACAGGCUAAGCUUCUCAGAAUGAACUGGGCAUUUUCUGUCCCAGGAAACCAUAAGCUUGGGCAUAUGUAUGGCAGUCUUUCACCAAUCUAUCAUCUGGGCCCACUGAGGUCCAAAAGGCAUGAGAGGCUUCUUGUUUAGGUGACUUAGGCUCCCUUCAUACAGACUCCUGCUGAAUUGCCUCUUCUAUCCCCUUCUCCAAAAGCAAAAAGCCUGGUUUCAGUUAUCGUCAAUUUAUUUACUCAUUUGUUCAGUCCCCAUUAUGCAAAUAAUAAAAUGACUACGGGUAUCUGCUCAGCUCUGGGCCACACACAGUGGCCAUGCAGGCCAAGUUCCCAUUUAAUGUAUAGUUCAAAAAACUCUACUCAUAUUGAGAAUUAAAAAGAUUCUAGUAGAAUUCAAGAAAGAGGCAGCAACUGCAAAUAUCUUUAAAGAAAACACCCAAGAAACUUAAACUGAAUGCAGUACUAUGCGCUUAUGUGUACUGUGCCAAAUGAUUUAAGAUUUGACACAAAUUAGGCUGGGUGCAGUGGCUCACACCUGUAAUCCCUGCACUUUCGGAGGCCAAGGUAGGCAAAUCACUUGAGGCCAGCAGUUUAAGACCAGUCUGGCUAACAUGGUGAAACCCCAUCUCUACUAAAAUACAAAAAUUAGCUGGGUGUGCUGGCCCGUGCCUGUAAUCCCAGGUGGUCUGGAGGCUGAGGCAGGAGAAUUGCUUGAACCCAAGAGGCAGAGGUUGCAGUGAGCCAAGAUCAUGCCACUGUAAUCCAGCCUGGGCAACAGAGUAAGACUCCACCUCAAAAAGAAAAAAAAAUAGGUCUGACACAAAUGUGGGUAAAUAUGGACAAAAGAGGCUUCUAUGAACAUUCUUGCACAGUGCAGAUACAUUCAGUCUUGGGCUGAUCCUAAGCAGCACUGUUAUCAGAUGCUGUUAGCAUUCUUUCUGUUUUGGUUCAGAAUUUUGCUCCUUUGUUGCUACAUAUUUCAGUAGGGAGCCCUGGCAGCUGUUGGUUAACAGAUGUCUUUGUUAGGGAGCAACAAUCACAAUCAAAGCUACCAUCAAAUAUACUUUGUGACAGCCUGGGGGAUUAAAACAAGGAAAGAGUCAGCAUAACUCCAUUGCAAAUGUCUUUUUCUUAAACUUUAUAAAAUGGUACAAAUUAUGCAUGUAGCUAUUCACUACUCCUGGUACAUUAAACUUACUAGCACUUUUUUUUUUUUUUUUUUUUUUGAGAUGGAGUCUCACUCUGUCUCCCAGGCUGGAGUGCAGUGACACGAUCUCGGCUCAUGCAGCCUCUACCUCCCGGGUUCAAGCAAUUCUCAUGCCUCCUGAGUAGCUGGGAUUACGGGUGUGUACCACCACACUACCCUAAGUUUUGUGUUUGGUAGGGAUGGGGUUUCGCCAUGUUGACCAGGCUGGACUUGAACUCCUGACCUCAGGUGAUCCACUUACCUCAGCCUCCCAGAGUACUGGAAUUAUAGGCGUGAGCCACCGCGCCUGGCCAUAACUCACACGUAGUGACUAAGCAAUGGUAGAUAGAUAGCCUAGCAAUGGUAGCUUUUCAUUUUCUAGUAAUGCACACAUUUUGGCCCUGGCUCCUGAUACAAGUUUCUUUUGUGUACUUAGGCUCACUUAUGGAUACAUCGCUUUCAAAAGCCAGGAAUUUAGGAAAGGUUCAUAACAUUUUUAUAGAACCUUAAGCUUCUCGAAGGGUAAACUCUAGUAAAAUUUCUCUAAAGAAUUGGCCAGGCAUGAUGGCUCAAACCUGUAAUCCCAAUACUUUGGGAGGCCAUGAUGGGUGAAUCACUUGAGGUCAGUAGUUUGAGAUCAGCCUGGCCAACACGGUGAAAUCCUGUCUCUACUAAAAACAUAAUAAUUAGCUGGGUGGGUGGCACACAUCUGUAGUCCCUACUACAAACUACUACAGCUACUCAGGAGGCUGAGGCAGGAGAAUCACUUGAACCUGGGAGGCGGAGGUUGCAGUGAGCCGAGAUCACACCAUUGCUCUCCAGUCUGGGUGACAGAGUGUGACUCUGUCUCAAAAUAAAUAAAUAAAUUAAAGGCUGGGGGUGUGAUGGCUCAUGCCUGUAAUCCCAGCACUUUGGGAGGCCAAGGUGGGUGGAUCAUGAGUCAGGAGUUAAAGACCAGCCUGGCCAAGAGGUGAAACCCCAUCUCUACUAAAGAUUCAAAAUUAGUGGGGCGUGGUGGUGGGCUCCUGUAAUCCCAGCCACUUGGGAGGGUGAGGCAGGGAAUUGCUGAAACGCGGGAGGCGGAGGUUGCAGUGAGCCAAGAUUGCACCACUGCACUCCAACCUGGGUAAGAGAGUGAGACUGUCUAAAUAAAUAAAUAAAUAACACUCUGAAACUCAGCAGCUUUCAACAACAAAUAUUUACUACAUCAUGCUGAUUCUAAAGGUUAGGAAUUUUGGAAUGGCUUUGCUGGGUGUUUCUAACUCAGAAUCUCCUGCAGGCUGCAGUCAAGAUGUUGGAAUGGCACUACAUUAUCUAAGGGCUUGCCUAGGGCUGAAGAAUCUGUUUCCAAGAUGGUUCACAUAGCUCUUCGCAGGGGCCUUAGUUUUUCACUAUGUGGGUCUCUCCAUAGGCAGUUUGAAUGUCCUCACAGCGUGGCAGCUGGCUUUCCCCAGAGCAAGUGACCUAAGAAAGAGCAAGACAGAAAAGCCACAGUAUCUUUCAUAUCCUCAUCUUGAAUAGAGGUUGUAUUCUAUUGAUCACAUAGAUCAAUCACAGCACAAUAUUGGAGAAGACUACACAAGGGCAUGGAAAGCAGAGGCAGGAAUUACUAUGAUGGGCAGGAAUCUUGAAAGAAGUUGGCUGCCACAGUGAUUGAUUGCUUUUCACCCACCAAUUCUACCUCCUUUCACCAAAGAGACUCUAGUUAAGCUUCUGAGAACCAGGCUUACGGAGCCAGUUUGAGAUUGGUUUAAUGGAGAUUUGGUUUAUGAAUCUUAGGAUGAUAUUGAAGUGGUGGACCAAGAACUGUGUAAAUAACUUUAGCUGGAAAAAUUAAUACUGUACAUUUCCCUCCAACCCUGAAGAUCCAUGGAUCUGUUUGGAGAUAUAGAGGACAUUUCUUCUGAGAGUGAUGAGGGCAAUCAACCACCUAUUCCAGGACAGCUGGUUGAUGAACAUGGAAUGCCUCAGGACCAGCAGGAGGAAGAGCCAAUUUCUGAAACCAUAAUAGAAACGGAAAUUCCCAGUAUCAACUCUGAUUUAGGAAAUGAAUUGUAUUUUGUUAAACUACCCAAGUUUCUCAGUAUAGAACCCAAACCUUUUGAUCCUCAGUUUUAUGAAGAUGAAUUUGAAGAUGAGAAAGUGCUUGACGAAGAAGAUAGAAUCAGGUUAAAAUUAAAGGUAGAAAAUACUAUAAGAUGGAGGAUACGCCGGGAUGAAGCAGGAAAUAAAAUUAAAGAAAGCAAUGCUCGGAUGGUCAAGUGGUCAGAUGGAAGCAUGUCCCUGCAUUUAGGCAAUGAAGUGUUUGAUGUCUACAAAGUCCCACUGCUUGGCAAUUACAACCACCUGUUCAUAAGAGAAGACACUGGUCUGCAGGGACAAGCCGUCUUUAAAUCCAAACUUACCUUUAGACCUCACUCUACAGACAGUGCUACAUACAGAAAGGUGACCCUGCCACUUGCUAAAAGAAGUUCAAAGACACAGAAAAUUAGAAUCUUACCUAUGGUGAGUCGUGAUCCUGAAGGCCAACACACAGAAGUGAUGAAGAAAGAACGCUUGAGGGCUUCCACUCACCAGGAGUCUCAGGAAAUCCAUCUGCAGGAGAAGCAGAACCAGCAGGGGCCAAGUGUCUCCUACCAGGACCCUGGCAGUGAUGAUGUGGAAGAGGAAGGCAAGGACACCUUCAGCCUGGCUGCCAUUAAAAACUAUUACCAAGGUGAACUCCAAGGUGAGUCAGGUGUGACAGUCACAGUUCAUCAUUUCAGGGUUCAUCACAGUUCAUCACAGUUCAGGGUGACAGUGCCUGCUUUUGCUCUGGUGAGCUCUUACCCCUUUUCCUACUGUUUACUGAGAACAAAAGUACAAAGGGUUUAUGUUUUUCUUAGGGCUACUCUCCCAAAGAAAAGAUUAGCUGUGAAAAUAUGGCAUUCUCCAAAUAAAAUCAAUUAAACAAUUUAUAUUGUUGUGGAGGGAAAUGUAUAAAAGGCAGUUCCCGUUUGUAUAAUUGAAGACUCAAUAUUUAAGUUUCAUAGUUCUUAAAAAUGAUGUGAAUAGGUAUUUAAGUGCUCAAAUAACCUCUUUAAGAACAAAACCUCUCAAAUCUAGUCAUUUUAGCAUGUCUGAAAGUUCUACUUACUUUCCCACUGAAACUUUUAAAAAAGUUAACUCCUUCAGGAAAAAUGUACAGUGGGAAGUAACAAUAUUUGGCAGAAGAAACACUGAGGAAUAAACCAUCUUUGAAGGUUAGUUUCAUGUCCAAAAUACCUUUGCUUUCAGAGGAACAAGCCAGAAUCUAUUCCUCAGACAGUGAUCAGGGGUCAGAAGAUACGACUCAAAGAUGAGUGAGAGCAAAGAAACUCAGUAAUGAAGUAAGACCAAAUGUAUUCAAUUCUCAGAAUUUACCCCGUACUCAGGAGUCAACUGCUGGGAAUAUUGCUCACAGACCUGGCAGGCAGAAAUUAACUGUCUACACACUUGAUUGAAAUCCAGUGAGAUCAGUGCAGCAGUAGGACUAGGGGUUGCCCAAAGGUCUGAUACCUGUGCUCUGGUAGGUCUUCAAAGGCUGCAUAGAGGGGGAAUACUCUGCUGGGUGUUGAAGAAUGAGCCGAAGUUUGCAACACACAGGCCAGGUUAGGUACUCUAGGAAGAUGGAAAGGCCUGUAAAGAAAGGUGCAGGGGGCUGGGCGCUGUGGCUCACGCCUGUAAUCCCAGCACUUUGGGAGGCCAAGGUGGGUGGAUCACGAGGUCAAGAGAUCGGACCAUCCUGGUCAACAUGGUGAAACCCUGUCUCUACUAAAAAUACAAAAAAUUAGCUGGGCAUGGUGGCAUGUGCCUGUAAUCCCAGCUACUCAGGAUGCUGAGGCAGGAGAAUUGCCUGAACCCAGAAGGCGGAGGUUGUGGUGAGCCGAGAUCGCGCCAUUGCACUCCAGCCAGGGUAACAAGAGCGAAACUCCGUCUCAAAAAAAAAAAAAGAAAGAAAGAAAGGUGCAGGGCCUGAGAUAUCAAGUCUUGGCUACAGAACUACAAAUUGCUUCAUGUGGGCAAAGCAAGGAGUGGUCUACCAUAUUUACUGUGGGAAACUGGGUGUCUUUAAAAUUUUAUUUAAUUAAUUUAUUUAUUUUGAGAUGGAGUCUUGCUUUGUUGCCCAGGCUGGAGUGCAAUGGUACGAUCUUGGCUCACUGCAACCUCCACCUCCCAGGUUCAUGUGAUUCUCCUGCCUCAGCAUCCUGAGUAGCUGGGAUUACAGGCGUGCGCCACCAUGCCUAAUUUUGGUAUUUUUUAGUAGUGACAGGGUUUCACCAUGUUGGCCAGGCUGGUCUCGAACUCCUGAUCUCAAGUGAUCUUUCUGUCUCGGCCUCCCGAAGUACUGGGAUUACAGGCAUAAGCCACCAUGCGGCCUUUUUUUUUUUUUAAGACAGGGUCUUGUUCUGUUGCCCAGGCUGGAAUGCAGUGGCAUGAUCAUGGAUCACUGCAGCCUCGAUCUCCUGGAUUCAAGAGAUCCUCCUGCCAAAGCCGCCUGAGUAGUUGGAAUGACAGGCAUGCAUCAUGAUGCCUGGCUAAUUUUUAAAAUGAUUUGUAGAGAUGAGGUCUCACUAUAUUGCUUAGCCUGGCCUCAAGCAAUCCUUCUACCUUGGCCUCCCUGGUACUGGGAUUAUAGGCAUGAGCUGUGGUGCUUGGCUUAAAACUGGGUAUUUUUAUUGUUUGAAUACAAUAGUAGUUGAGGGGCUAUCUCAUUUGUUAUAAAAAUAUUUUGUUUUCCUUUUAUAAGAUCAAAGGUGAAAAGAAAUUUUAAGUCUCUCUUUUAUUUUUAUUUUUGAGAUAGUCUUGCUAUAUUGCCCAGCUGGAGUGUAGUGGCACAAUCUUGGCUCACUGCAACCUCUGCCUCCCAGUUUCAAGCAAUUCUUGUGCCUCAGCCACACGAGUAACUGAAAUUUUAGGCAUGCACCACCAAGCCCGGCUAAUUUUUUUUUGUAUCUUUAAUAGAGAUAGAGUUUCACCAUGUUGGCCAGGCUGGUCUCAAACUCCUGGCCUCAAGUGAUCUGCCUGCCUCAGCUUCCCAAAGUGUGGGGAUUAUAGGCGUGACCCACUAUGCCUAGUCUUAAUUAUUAAUUAUAUAAGAGAAUCACUAUGGUAUUGCCCAUUGACCAUAUUAAUUCAUUCAAUGUUUUCUGAACACAUGCUCUGUUCUGGAGAUACAGACAACAAAAACUCCCAUCACAGUGACAACAGUGGUCACUGUGUGUUCAUUUAUUUUUUUUCCCUCUCUAUACAACACACAUAGUUGUCCCUUAGUAUGCACAGUGGAUUGGUUCCAGGACUCAGAAUAUACCAAAAUCCACAAGUGCUCAAGUUGCUUAUAUAAGAUAGUUUAAUUCGUAUUUGCAUAUAAACUAUGUACAUCCCUGCUUUAAAUCAUUUGUAGGAUGGGUGCUUUGGGGGCCCAGCACUUUGGGAGGCUGAGGUGGGCAGAUCAUUUGAGCCCAGGAGUUUAAGACUCCCAUCUCUUAAAAAAAAAAAAAUUAAAAAUUGUCCCUGCUACUCAGGAAGCUUAGGCAGGAGGAUCAAUUGAACCCAGGAGGUUGAGGCUGCAGUGAGCCGUAAUCGUGCCACUGCACUCCAGCCUGGGUGACAGAGCAAGACCCUGUCUCAAAAAAAAAAAAAGAUAUACUCUCUCGAUUACUUAUAAUACAAUAUAAAUGCUGUGUAGGCUGGGCACGGUGGCUUAAUUCUGUAAUCCCAGCACUUUGGGAGGCCGAGGUGGGUGGAUUACCUGAGGUCAAAAAUUCAAGACCAGCCUGGCCAACAUGGUGAAAUCCCAUCUCUACUUAAGAUAUAAAAAUUAGCCAGGUGUGGUGGCACACGCCUGUAAUCCCAGCUACUCGGGAGGCUGAGGCAGGAGAAUUGCCUGAGCCCUGGAGAGGGAGACUGCAGUGAGCUGAGGUCAUACCACUGUACUCCAGCCUGGCCAAAAGAGUGAGACUCUGUCUCAAAAAAAAAAAAAAAAAAAAAAGAAAAGAAAAAGCUAUGUAAAUAGUUGUUAUACUGUCUUAUUUAAAAAUUUUUCAAAGAUUUUUGAUCUGUGGCUGGUUUAAUCCUUGGAUAUGGAGGUCCAAUUGUACUGAAUUUUAGAGAGAAAAGAAGUGAAGUACUGGGGAAGCUGGGGAACAUAUUUCAAGUAAAACAAUAGAAAUGUCAGUCAGUAUAGUCAGUAUAAAAUGAAAAGUAAGUAUUCACAGGGUGGGGUGGCUCACGCAUGUAAUUCCAGCACUUUGAGAGGCCUACAUGGCCAGAUGACCUGAGGUCAAAGUUUGAGACUAGUCUGGCCAAGAAGGUGAAACCCUGUCUUUACUAAAAAUACAAAAAAUUAGCCGGGCAUGGUGGCACAAGCCUGUAAUCCCAGCUGUUUGGGAGGCUGAGGAAGAAUUGCUAGAACCCAGGAGGCAGAGUUUGCAGUGGGCCAAGAUCGCGCCUUGUACUCCAGCCUGCCCAGGGGAAACCUAAGUUCAGUUGGCUGACCUAGACAGUAUCUGUGGGGACACAUUUGGCUACCAAGGGUGGAGAAACUGAGUUCUAACCUGAAGGGCUGGCUCCUGUCAGCUCAGAACCACUUUAGAUAAAACUUCAGGAAACAUUUUAUAUUGAAUUGUAUGUCUUAUCUCAUAUUUAUUCAGGUAAACCUUCCAGAAAGAGGAAAGCAGGGCGUGAAGAGGAAGAUCAUAUAAAGACCUAAAAUGUGCACUCAUUGUAUUCAAGUUUGUUUCAAAACAAUGAUGAAAUGACUUGUUUUAAUUGAAGUAAGUUGAGUUGCAUAAUCCUAGUUGUGAAUAAAAAGUUUUCAAAAGCAA
This is a messenger RNA of Callithrix jacchus (white-tufted-ear marmoset), 9468 nucleotides long. The record is from RefSeq and is a predicted model, not a curated record. NCBI's taxonomy places the organism in Eukaryota, Metazoa, Chordata, Mammalia, Primates, Cebidae.